Molecule: messenger RNA, 1176 nt
Organism: Effrenium voratum
Lineage: Eukaryota; Dinophyceae; Suessiales; Symbiodiniaceae
Source: the annotation of a GenBank genome assembly
AUGUUCAUUAGCUUUUUCACCGAAUUGAAAUCCGCCGGCAUUCCGGUUUCUCUCCGGGAGUAUCUGACGCUUAUGGAAGCGCUGGAAAAGGAUCUGGCAGAAAGAAGCGUCGAAGAUUUCUACUAUCUCGCACGGCUGUCGCUGGUGAAGGACGAGAGUAAUCUCGACAAGUUCGAUCGGGUCUUCGGUCAUGUGUUCAAGGGCCUGGAUCUCAUGAGCGACGUCCCGGUGACCGACAUACCGGAAGAAUGGCUGCGCAAACUCGCCGAAAAGCAUCUGAGCGAUGAGGAAAAGGCGCAGAUCGAAGCUCUUGGCGGCUUUGAAAAACUCAUGGAGACGCUCCGCGAACGGCUGAAGGAACAGGAAAAGCGACAUCAGGGCGGCAACAAGUGGAUCGGUACGGCGGGAACCUCUCCCUUCGGUGCCUAUGGCUACAAUCCGGAAGGUGUUCGCAUCGGCCAGAAGGAAAGCCGGCAUCGUCGUGCGGUAAAGGUCUGGGACAAGCGCGAUUUCAAGGACCUCGACGACACACAGCUGCUCGGCACCCGCAACAUCCAGGUUGCACUCAAGCGGCUGCGGAAUUUUGCGCGCACCGGGGCUGCAGAGGAACUCGACCUCGACAAUACGAUCCGUGCGACCGCGCACAGGGGCCUUCUCGACAUCAAGAUGCGCCCGGAGCGGCAUAAUGCCGUCAAGGUACUGCUUUUCUUCGACAUUGGCGGGUCCAUGGAUGAUCAUAUCCGCGUUUGCGAGGAGCUGUUCUCGGCAGCCAGAUCCGAAUUCAAGGUGAUGGAGCAUUUCUACUUCCACAAUUGCCUCUACGAAUAUGUCUGGAAGGAAAAUCGUCGCCGUCACACCGAACGCAUCGAGACGAUGGACGUGCUGCACAAGUACCCGGCCGACUACAAGAUCAUAUUUGUCGGAGAUGCCUCGAUGAGCCCCUACGAGAUUGCCUAUGCCGGUGGCUCGGUAGAGCACUGGAACGAGGAAGCGGGCGCGGACUGGAUGCAGCGUGUCACCAAUCUCUACAAGAGUGCGGUAUGGCUCAAUCCGGUCCGCCACGAGCAUUGGAAUUACACGCACUCAAUCCAGAUGCUGAACGAGCUGAUGGAAGGCCGCAUGUUCCCCAUGACAGUGGAGGGCCUGUCCGAUGCCAUGAAGGAACUGGCGCGCUAG